Molecule: messenger RNA, 5766 nt
Organism: Callithrix jacchus (white-tufted-ear marmoset)
Lineage: Eukaryota; Metazoa; Chordata; Mammalia; Primates; Cebidae
Source: RefSeq, a predicted model, not a curated record
GAGGGGAGCCUAUGCAGUGAGGCGUCCCGUGACCUGACUGGAGUUGUGAUGUAAACAGUCAGUGUGUUUGAGAUUCUGGUUUGGAUGAGAUAAUCAUGGGCCCAGGCCAUGUGCUACAGAACUAACUGCAAACUUCAUCUUAGGAUUAAAAUUUGUAACAUGUAACCUACACGUUUGACCCACCAGUGUAAACGUCGCAGCAUUUCCGGUGUGCAGCAAGUCUGUUCUAAACUUGUUCACCACCGAAGCAUUGCUUUGGCUCAGAUGGGCCAGUCGAAAGAAGAAACCCUGCAACGAUACCAUAAACUGGAGCAUGUUCUCUAAGGUGGUGUUGGGAUGCGGGUGUGUUUUGUGGAUGUCUUUUCUUCUUUGGUUUAGAACACAAGUGUGGGUUUUACUCACAUGCUCAGCACCUGAGAUUCAGGCAGGCCCCUGCAAGCAGGCCUGUGAAUUACAGACAUGGUGGUCUGUCCCUCUCCUGUUCUGGCCUGGGAGCUGGGGUUGGAAUGGUGGCUUUUGCAAGGAAUUGUAUUUCAGGCGAGUACUGCUCAGCGUUCAAGGUCAGGCCUUCUGUGACUGUGCACGAUUUUCCACGUGACGAGAACGACUCCAGAGCACAGUACAUGCUAUGAAUUGUGAACUCCAUAACUGGAAGCGGAUGUCAGAUGGGAGACGACCUUUGUCAUGUGUGUUGAGCCACGUUGCAAAGAAAAAUGCUGUUCAGGGGCUCUGCAGUCACACCUGGCUUGGCUGUGUUUCUCCAAAAGUCAUGUGCGUGCAUUUUGUCUGAAUGGAAUCAUAAAAGUUCACCAGAAGAGCUUAUGAUUAUAGGAAUUCUGGGUGGACGUUUUCCCGUAGCCCACCUAUGUGGUGUGUGUUGAAAGGUGUGUGUUGCUGGAGAUUCCAACAUCUUUCCCCAAUGGGUGGACUCAGUGAGUGGACUCAGGAAGGCCCGUGUGUCUGGCAGGUCCUGUUCGUGCGUGCCCUUGGGAAGUUGAGGAUCUGGGUCAUGAGUUUUGUGCCCUGAUCCUUAGGCGGGGGUGGCGUGGGCAGCCAGGGCUGUAGCCUAGAGCCUUCUCUUUCUGGCUCCUCCAGGGAAUGUGCCCGCUUCCUCCACUCUCCAGGCCUCCUUGCUUGAGUGGAGGCCCCCCUUGCUGUGGCCUACACCACAGAGGAAUUGCUGGAGCAGUCGCUGUGUCAGCACAAAGAUACAAAAUGAGACUGUGUGAAGGGGCGGGCUGUCAUCUCCAGCAGUGCCGGGAGCAGCUGGCAAGGCCACGCCUCCUGUCUUUGUAAUACCAGAGGAGAGCACAGACUGACUGGAACCUCUGUCCCAUCCUUGGAAAUGGUUUAUUUGCAGCUAACGCAACUCUCACUGGAGUGGGUCCUGGAGCUGGGGCAGGCCCAGGAGAGGAUUCAAGGCGCACACUGCCCCCAGGCUGUGCCUGCGUCUGCUCUCUGCCAUGCUCCGCUAUGUUCGAGGCCGUGCCCUCUCAGGAGGGUCUGCCCUGUGGGUUUCUGUAUAGGAAACCCUCUGCAGGACCCGAAGGGCAGGAGCAGGGGCAUGCCUGGGAGGGAAUGCAGAUUCACUGGGCAGGCACAGCUGGCACAGUGAAGCCCAGCACACCAGAUGGGUCAUCAUUUGCUGUUUAAAAUACAUUCACAUUUCUUUCUUGAUUAGACUUUUAAAGAGUCAGUUAUCGAUUUCUGAGUCUUAGAAAAUAAUUAGUAUCUGCUAAAGCUUUUGAAAAUGAGGUUAGUCGAUAUACCAGUUAUGUUUCCCUCAAAGUUUAUAUUCAGUCGACAGUCAUGUAUUCGUUAACACCACAGCACACCGGCACUUGAACCGGGAACACCCUGUGGGUGUCUGGCCCCACUGCUGAGGGAGGUGGGCUUGAGCUCAGAUCGGUGAGUAGAGGGAGGUGGCAAGGCCUAGGGGGCGGCCAGGGAACAGGGGAGGUGGGCCUGGGGGCUUGUGUGGGACGUCUGCGUGGUACCAGGGAGAGGCCCAUCCCCCUCCACUGGCAGCAAGGGAGGCUGGCGUCACUGUGCUCGUGUGCUGGAAUUGAAACACCUUUUUUUUGAGGAGCAAAAGCAUCAGCACCCAUGGAGGGUGGAGCUGUGCUGGCCACAGCGUGCAGUGGGGCAGCUUCCUCUCUGCCUCCCCUGUCUUCCCGUCCUGGCCCCCACAGCCCCUCAGCUGGGCCUCCCCUAGGCCUCCCCAGGCCACUCUCCAGGCCACCAGAGGGACCCUGCUGUCCCUUGCUCAUCACUGUCCCGCAGAGUAAACUUUGUGCUGCUCGGUGCGGGCCCCCUGCUGCUCUGUCCCGCUCAGCAUGGCUUGUCCAGGCAUGGAGGCUCUCCCUUGCUACCUGGAGGCCAGUUAACUUCUAUUUCCCUCUCAGUUCUUAGCCAGCCUCUCUUGUCUCAGGAAAAAAAGCUGGAAAAACAUCAUGGUGCUCAGAAUGCAGAUACUUCAUUCAUGAGGAUUGCCUCAUUUGUCAGCAUAAAAUAUAGCACGGUUAGUGACAUGGCUGCCUGGAAAUCUGGGCUCAAGCCAUCCUCUGGAGUAGCUGGGAUCACCAGUGUGCACCACUAUGUCCAGCUAAUUUUUAACUUAUAUUCAUUUUCUGUAGAGACAGGGUUUUGCUAUGUUGCUCAAACUCUUGGCCUUGAGUGAUCCUCCCGCCUUGGCUUCCCAAAGAGGUGGGAUUAUAGACAUGAGCCACGGCGUCCAGCCUGCCUGAUCGUAUUUUUAAAUAGGUAGUGUGUGCCCGUGUGCUGGAAUGGACACAGAGCGGGACCGGCACCUGAGCCUGUUUCUGAGGCAGGGCAUGCCAUUCAUGUUCUGUGCCCAGGGACGUCCAGCCAUCUCUGGUCUGCCAUCUCCCAGCACUGGGCUGGACAUCCUGCACCUUCCCUGUGGCCAAUGACCAAGUACACCCCAGCAACAGGAGCUGGUUCUGGGCAUUUAUACUUUAUAUUUUGAUCAGUGUCAUCAGAGGGCUCGAUCCGUGUUUGCUCCUCCCAGCAGUGCAGGAGGUGCUUCUUGGCUCAGACGUCACUGACACCAUGAUCUUGGCCAGGAGGACGGCUGCAUACUGCUUGAGGCCUCGGCUCAUGGCCGGCAUCCUGUGGUGAAGCCGGCACGCGUGUGAGUGUCCCGGUGCCUUCUCCUACUUGCUGGUUGCCUGGACCUCUCUUUUCCUUUCGAGUUGACGGGCGCUGACCUGAAGGACUGCGUGAGCAACAACAGCCUGAGCAGUAAUGCCAGCCUCCCCAGCGUGCAGAGCUGCCGGCGCCUGCGUGAGAGGAGGGUCGCCAGCUGGGCUGUGUCCUUUGAGCGCCUGCUACAGGACCCUCUCGGUGUCCGCUACUUCUCUGAUUUUCUAAGGAAAGAGUUCAGUGAAGAAAACAUCUUGUUCUGGCAGGCCUGUGAAUAUUUCAACCAUGUUCCUGCACAUGACAAAAAAGAGCUUUCCUACAGGGCCCGGGAGAUUUUCAGUAAGUUUCUGUGCAGCAAAGCCACCACCCCGGUCAACAUCGACAGCCAGGCCCAGCUAGCAGACGAUGUCCUCCGUGCACCUCACCCGGACAUGUUCAAGGAGCAGCAGCUCCAGAUCUUCAAUCUCAUGAAGUUUGAUAGCUACACUCGCUUUCUGAAGUCCCCACUGUACCAGGAGUGCAUCCUGGCAGAAGUGGAGGGCCGAGCACUUCCAGACUCGCAGCAGGUGCCCAGCAGCCCGGCUUCCAAGCACAGCCUCGUUUCAGAGCACUCCAGUGUGUCCACGCCAAAAAAGUUAAAUGGAAAAUCCAAAUCCGGGCGAUCCCUGAACGAAGAGCUGGGAGAUGAGGACAGCGAGAAGAAGCGGAAAGGCGCAUUUUUCUUGUGGUCGCGGACCAGGAGCACUGGGAGGUCCCAGAAGAAGAGAGAGCCCGGGGACCACGCAGACGACCCCCUGCAUGCCAAUGGAGGCCUGUGUCGCCGAGAGUCCGAGGGCUCUGUGUCCUCUUCGGGGAGCCUGGACCUGUCGGAGGCCUGCAGGACCCUGGCGCCCGAGAAGGACAAGGCUACCAAGCACUGCUGCAUUCACCUCCCGGAUGGGACAUCCUGUGUGGUAGCUGUCAAGGCAGGCUUCUCCAUCAAAGAGAUCCUGUCCGGACUCUGUGAGCGGCAUGGCAUCAACGGGGCGGCCGCGGACCUCUUCCUGGUGGGCGGGGACAAGCCUCUUGUGCUGCACCAAGACAGUAGCAUCCUGGAGUCAAGGGACCUGCGUCUAGAAAAGCGCACCUUGUUUCGGCUGGAUCUAGUACCGAUUAACCGGUCAGUGGGACUCAAGGCCAAGCCCACCAAGCCCGUCACGGAGGUGCUGCGGCCCGUGGUGGCCAAGUAUGGGCUGGACCUCGGUGGCCUGCUGGUGAGGCUGAGUGGAGAGAAGGAGCCUCUGGACCUCGGCGCCCCUAUAUCAAGUCUGGACGGACAGCGGGUUGUCUUGGAGGAGAAGGACCCUUCCAGAGUAAAGGCAUCCACAGAUAAACAGAAAGGCGCUCCAGUCAAACAGAACACAGCUGUCAGUUCCAGCUCCAGAAACCACUCGGCUACGGGAGAGGAAAGAACACUAGGCAAGUCUAAUUCUAUUAAAAUAAAAGGAGAAAAUGGAAAAAAUGCUAGGGAUCCCCGGCUUUCAAAGAGAGAAGAAUCUAUUGCAAAGAUUGGGAAAAAAAAAUAUCAGAAAAUUAAUUUGGACGAAGCAGAGGAGUUUUUUGAGCUUAUUUCCAAAGCUCAGAGCAACAGAGCAGAUGACCAACGUGGGCUGCUAAGGAAGGAAGACCUGGUGCUGCCAGAGUUCCUUCGUUUACCGCCUGGUUCUACAGAACUGACCCUCCCCACUGCGGCUGCCAUGGCCAAGGGCUUCAGCAAGAGAGGCGCAACAGGCAGUGGCCGGGAGAGUGCCUCCCAGCCCAGCGAGCAGUGGGAGCCCGCCCAGGAGAGCAGCGACAGCCCAUCCACCAGCCCGGGCUCUGCCCCCAGCCCCCCUGGGCCUCCUGGGACGACUUCCCCUGGGCAGAAGUCUCCCAGCGGGGCCUUCUGUACCCCCCAGUCCCCCAGCUCCCUCGAGCAGGAGGGCACCACACAGAUCUGGAAGAGGCAGUCUCGGGAAGUGGAGGCCGGGGGCAUCCAGACGGUGGAGGAUGAGCAUGUGGCUGAGCUGACCCUGAUGGGGGAGGGGGACAUCAGCAGCCCCAACAGCACCUUGCUGCCACCGCCCUCUGCCCCCCAGGACGCGCUGGAACCUUCAAGACCAGGAAGCAGGGCCCACAGCGGCCGAGGCCUCCCAGUUAACAGAAUAAUUGACGUGGAUCUCGUCACUGGCUCAGCGCCUGGGCGGGGUGGCUGCACCAUGGGGGCAUGGGCUGGCCCUGGGAGGUCCCAGGUCAGCAGUGGGUCUCCUACGUCAGACCUCCCCAGCCUGAGCCCCGUCCCGGGUGAGCCUGCCAAGCACAAGGCCAGCAUGCACCACGCCACCUUCGUCUGAGCUGCCCUGGCCUGGCCGACUCUCCUGUGGACACGUCGGGUCGGGGGCAGCCCAAGUGGACUCUCUGGGCCUCAGAAGGGCCACCUGGCCACCAAACCCUCAGGAGCAGAGCCAGGAGGGCAAGGGGUGACCUCGCCGGAGGGACUGGCCCCGGACACUCGCCGUGCUGGCCAUGAGGCUCCCAGGCCCAAGCUCAAGGCUGCCCAAUAAAGCGCUUCUGAGGACCCAA